Messenger RNA from Schistocerca piceifrons (Central American locust), 915 nucleotides. RefSeq names its product ras-related protein Rap-2c (gene Rap2l). The record is from RefSeq and is a predicted model, not a curated record. Gene Ontology annotation, molecular function: GTPase activity; GDP binding; GTP binding. The transcript has a single exon. Bases 178 to 723 code for a protein of 181 amino acids. NCBI's taxonomy places the organism in Eukaryota, Metazoa, Arthropoda, Insecta, Orthoptera, Acrididae. Gene Ontology annotation, cellular component: plasma membrane. Gene Ontology annotation, biological process: negative regulation of cell migration; Rap protein signal transduction.
CUGCAAAAAUCAGUCUUGUAAGAUGGCGACAGGAGUGAAGAGCUAAGUGUGCGAUGGCUCGUGUUCCUGGUGGCUUAAAUUCUUUUCGAGUGUUAUUAGCGUUUCAGUGAGAGAUUUUGGUCAGUAGUGUGCAGUUUUCAAUUUGUGUGAGGAAUAUCUGACCGUGAAAGAACCGAAAUGCGCGAGUUCAAAGUUGUCGUCCUCGGUUCGGGCGGGGUUGGCAAAAGUGCUCUCACCGUCCAGUUCGUGUCUGGUUGUUUCAUGGAAAAAUAUGAUCCUACGAUUGAAGAUUUCUACAGGAAGGAAAUAGAAGUCGACAAUUCGCCGUGUGUACUGGAAAUUCUGGAUACAGCCGGUACAGAACAGUUCGCGAGUAUGCGCGACCUGUACAUCAAGAAUGGACAAGGGUUUGUUGUGGUGUAUAGCCUGACAAACCAUCAAACGUUCCAAGACAUCAAAACAAUGAAGGACUUGAUCACUCGCGUUAAAGGGACAGAAAAAGUACCGAUAUUACUGGUAGGAAAUAAGGUAGACCUCGAGCACCAGAGGGAGGUAGCGACGAGUGAAGGUAGUGGUUUAGCGCAGAUGUGGGGAUGCCCAUUUGUGGAAGCAAGUGCCAAAAACAGGACAAAUGUCAAUGAAAUGUUUGCCGAAAUAGUCAGGCAAAUGAAUUUCAGCCCCGAAAAAGAAAAGAAGAGCUACUGCUGCUGCACUGUUCUGUAAGGAACGUCAUAUCGACUGACGAUAUAUGGUGUGUACAGAAUUGUAAAGUGAUGCAGAAUUACGAUUAGGGCCUACAUCGCAUUUGAAACUGGUAUUGUUCCACUUGACUGGCCAACUUUUUAGAUCGUUGUCGUUGUUUUUGGUGUGUAUUACAUACGUGUAUUUCCUUAGAAAUUAAAUCAGUGUUUCCCA